Herpailurus yagouaroundi (jaguarundi) is the source of this 1045-nucleotide messenger RNA. It is a transcript of the gene CABP5, whose product is annotated as calcium binding protein 5. Gene Ontology annotation, molecular function: calcium ion binding; calcium channel regulator activity. The transcript is spliced from 6 exons. The coding region runs from base 1 to 522 and encodes 173 amino acids. Gene Ontology annotation, cellular component: cytoplasm. The record is from RefSeq and is a predicted model, not a curated record. Lineage: Eukaryota; Metazoa; Chordata; Mammalia; Carnivora; Felidae.
AUGCAAGUCCCUGUGGGCCCCGCCUGCAUCUUCCUGAGAAAAGGCAUCGCCGAGAAACAGCGGGAAAGACCGCUGGGACAGGAUGAGAUCGAAGAGCUUCGGGAAGCGUUUCUUGAGUUCGACAAGGACCGAGAUGGGUUCAUCUCUUGUAAGGAUUUGGGGAAUCUCAUGAGGACGAUGGGCUACAUGCCCACAGAGAUGGAGCUGACUGAACUGGGCCAGCAAAUCCGCAUGAACCUGGGUGGCCGUGUAGACUUUGACGACUUUGUGGAGCUGAUGACCCCCAAAUUGCUUGAGGAAACGGCGGGGAUGAUCGGCGUCCAGGAGAUGCGCGAUGCCUUCAAGGAAUUUGACACCAACGGGGACGGGGAGAUCACCCUCGGGGAGCUGCAGCAGGCCAUGCAGAGGCUUCUGGGAGAGAAGCUCACCCCUCGCGAGAUCUCGGAGGUCGUGCAGGAGGCGGACGUGAACGGAGACGGCACGGUCGACUUUGAAGAGUUUGUGAAGAUGAUGUCUCGCUGAGGAGGUUCUGGAAGCCCCCGGUCUCUCCCCACCAGGCAGGCAUGGACCCCACACUUGUGGAAGACCAGAUCCCCUCGGGCCCGUCCAGGAGAGAGGGUGGGAGGGUGCGUGGUGACUGGCCUUGCAUUGUAUGAGUCGAGGCUGGACCAAAAGUGAUGGUUUUGCCCGGAUGGCGGGCGGGGUGAGGGGGAACCUCUCUAGAAUGAGAUAAGAAGCUAGAAAUGAGAUCAGGACCAAGGUCAGCACCACCCCCCACCAAUUCCAGAGGUUAAUGACCUCUCGACUUCAUGUAACCCCCAAUGCCUACACCCCAGCAGAGUCUCUUCCCUGGUGUCCUCUUGGGUCAGACUCUCAAAAAGCUCAGCCCAUGGGCCACCCUUCCCCCUUCUUGCUUCAGCUGCUUCAGAUUUCCUCGGUUUCUUUCUGUUGGUAAGAGGGAGGCAUGACAAUCUUGGGGCUAUAAACAGGGUUCCUGGGAAGACCGGGCUUGGAAAUGGUUCCAUUAAAGAGGCUUCCAAAGUGA